Molecule: messenger RNA, 569 nt
Organism: Trifolium pratense (red clover)
Lineage: Eukaryota; Viridiplantae; Streptophyta; Magnoliopsida; Fabales; Fabaceae
Exons: 2
Coding region: 117-356 (79 amino acids)
Molecular function (GO): metal ion binding
Source: RefSeq, a predicted model, not a curated record
CAAACAUAAAAGAGCAAAAACUAUUUAAUUAUUUAUAGAAGCGGAAGCAAUUUAUACACUAUAGAGAAAUAAAAUCGAUCAUAUUUUAUUUUAUACCUGCAAAUUGAAAAGAAAAAAUGGCUGAAAUGCUGAAAAAAAAUUAUGCUAUGACUCUGUUUCUUUUCUUAUUUUUUGUCGCAACGAAAGUUAUUGGUGAUGAUUUUAUUAUAUGUAAAUUUGAUGCUGAUUGUCCAAAAUCUUCCAACGAGUUUUUACUUAUUAAGUGCAUUGAUCAUAUAUGUCGAUAUGUUGGUAAUCUUCCCGAUUCUAUGUACCAGACACAAGAGAGUACAAAAAUUCCCUACGAAAGAGAAUGAGUUAUAUAAAUCUACAAUAUACCCUGUGAUAGUAUAUUAUGUGAUUUUAGUAAAAAAAAAAAAGUAUAUUAUGUGAUUGGAUCGGAGUACUAAAAUGUACUUGUCCUUUUGGAGUGGAUUAAAUAUCUCUUGUACUUUUUCCUCGUAAUCAUUUGGCUUAUUUUAUAUAUAUAUACAACUAAUUUGCAGAUUAAAAAAAAAUCUUACUCUAUA